Esox lucius (northern pike) is the source of this 5515-nucleotide messenger RNA. RefSeq names its product sushi, nidogen and EGF-like domains 1 (gene sned1). Gene Ontology annotation, biological process: cell-matrix adhesion; heterophilic cell-cell adhesion; establishment or maintenance of epithelial cell apical/basal polarity. Bases 633 to 4871 code for a protein of 1412 amino acids. The record is from RefSeq and is a predicted model, not a curated record. Lineage: Eukaryota; Metazoa; Chordata; Actinopteri; Esociformes; Esocidae. Gene Ontology annotation, molecular function: calcium ion binding; protein binding. Gene Ontology annotation, cellular component: plasma membrane; protein-containing complex. The transcript is spliced from 33 exons.
UUGGCAGGCAGAAUAGAGCUUUUAUUGAGGAUAUUUCUGAGGUAACCAUCAGGGACCAAAUCGCAGGGAUUGUAAAAAAUAAAAAAAACUUGAGCCGAAUCACUCCGCCCCCCCCUUUUUUUUCAUUCUCCCUCGUUUCAUUUCUGCGAGACGGAGCAGCAGAACAGCUUACGAACCAACGGAGUCCCCAGCUGCAGGCAACAAGGCGAGCAGAAUGCAAGGAAUCCAUUCCCUUAUCUUUGACAACCGGCACAACUCACAGAGAACGUAGAGAGGGAGAGAGACAGACAGGGAGAGAGACAGACAGGGGGAGAGACAGACAGGGAGGACAGAAGGAAAGAAAGUGAGGCAAAGCGAACACCGAGAAUUUAAAGGGCUGCUCCUGCAGCAUCUAUGAAUGAAGGUUGAGACACCAGGCUUUCCAGCAGCUGUCCCAGGUGUCUGACCGCCCACCGCCUACCUCAGGCUGCCGUAACAGCCCCCCUACAUCUGGGGGAGAGAGGGAGGGGGAAAGGCUGUGGACCAAGGAGAGACGGGGAGACAACCCAGAAGGAGGACAGAGCGGCCGGCCGUUUGAGCAGAGACCCGGUCCUGCCCUCGCCUGUCGGGCUACCUGUCGAGAGGCCGCGGCCAUGGUGCCUGGAGCCGCUCCGGUACCUGGGGCCCCGCUACCCAGCCCCGGCGCCCUGCUUUGCCUGGCCCUGCUGCUCCUCCCGGGGUCAGUGGAGCCCGCGGUGCCCCUGGAGGACUUCUACCCGUACGGGCCAGAUUGGGGAGACUCCCAGACCGUCUCCCAAGACGACGGUGGCUCGGGGCUGCUGGAGGUCUCGGUUGCCUUCCCCUUCUUCGGCGACAGGCACUCUGGACUCUACGUAAACAACAACGGCCUGGUCUCCUUCCUCAGAGAGGUGUCUCAGUUCACCCCUGUGGCAUUUCCCAUCGCCGGUGACCGGAGGGUUGUGGCUCCAUUCUGGGCUGACGUGGACAAUCGGCGGGCAGGGCAGGUCUUCUACCGAGAAAGUAAGGACCCUGCCACCCUCCAAAGAGCGACGGCCGACGUCAGGAGGUACUUCUCGGAGUUCCCAGAGUUCAAUGCGACAUGGAUCCUAAUCUCAACCUGGCACAAAGUAACCUUCUUUGGAGGAAGUGACUUCACACCGGUCAAUACAUUCCAAGUAAUACUGAUCACCAACGGAGAUUUGUCCUUCACCGUCUUCCAGUACCAUGACAUCACCUGGACCACGGGCAUGCAUGCCAGCUCUGGGGGAGACCUGGCCGGCCUCGGGGGGAUCGCAGCGCAGGCAGGUUUUAACGCUGGCGAUGGGAAACGUUACUUUAACAUCCCUGGGUCUCGUACCGAUGAUGUGGUUGAUGUGGAGGAAACCACCAAUGUGGGGUACCCUGGGAAAUGGGUGUUCCGUAUCGACAACGCCCAGGUGGAAGUGGGCGGAUGCAACAACUCAGUGUGUCCGCAUCUUCGGCCCUGUCUGAACGGAGGUCGCUGCAUCGAUGACUGCAUCACCGGGAACCCCUCCUUUAGCUGCUCCUGUCUGGCAGGAUUCACCGGCCGACGGUGCCAGAUAGAGGUAGAUGAGUGUUUGUCCUACCCCUGUCAGAAUGGAGGUACCUGCUUUGAUCAGGUUAGCGGGUUCAUCUGUCAGUGUCCAGCCGGGUUUACAGGGACGGUCUGUGAAACAGACAUUGAUGAGUGCAUGGACAGUCCCUGCCUCUACGGAGCACAGUGUGUACAAGGUGUGGACAGUUUCACCUGUGUGUGUGAGAAGGGCUUUGUCGGGAUGCUGUGUGAGACUGAUAUGGAUGAGUGUGGCUCCCAGCCCUGUCAAAAUGGAGGAGAGUGUAAAGAUCAGGUGAAUGGAUAUAGCUGCUCCUGUCCUGCUGCCUUCACUGGGACGCACUGUGAGACAGUGUUGACGGUGGUGAAUUCAUCGUCGACUCCGCAAACUGAAAAUCACACAGUGUCCUGUGAAGGUCAGGGCUGUGAGAGCCAUCAGAUCUGUGAAUACACUGCCCUUGACGUUUACAACUGCACCUGCGCCCCGGGGUUCUACGGCAACAACUGUGAAGAGGAGUGUCUCUGCCAGAAUGGGGGCAUCUGUGUGGACAUGAAUGGGACAUGUGACUGUCCCUCAGGCUUUACUGGGAUUUACUGUCAGUUUGAAGUGACCCAGACCCCAUGCAGUAACAGCAGGCCGUGUCCUGACGGGGGUCCCUGUCUGGAGUACGGGGGAACCUACCUUUGUACCUGUCAGACCGGGGUGACAGAUCUGGACCACAAGGACUUCUACCCUCCUUAUGUACAGCCGCGAUCGGUCUGCGACUCGUCUCCGUGUCUGAACGGCGGCUACUGCUACGAGAGGGAGGGAGGUUACACCUGUGAGUGUAACCAUGGAUACAGAGGAAAGCACUGCGAGAAAGUCAGACUGAACACCUGCGCUUCCGGCCCCUGUCGGAACGGGGGCUCCUGUAAGGAGGAUUCAGGAGGCUACCUCUGUGUCUGUCCAUACAGGUUCACCGGCAAGCACUGUGAAGUGGGGAAACCAGACCCAUGCUCCUCUAGCCCCUGUUUGAAUGGGGGAACGUGUUUUCACUACAUUGGGAAGUAUAAGUGUGAGUGUUCGGGAACCUUCAGCGGCAGACACUGUGAGAUCAGCAGAGGAUUAAUUCACUCUGCAGCAGGGCUGGAUUGUGGUCCUCCUCUGCAGGUGAAGCAUGCAGAGGUCCAAUUCUCCUCCACGUCUCCGGGCUCUAUGGCCCUGUACAUCUGCCACCCAGGCUACAGCCUCUUGCCCAGGGCCACCCAGAGCAUCUGCGGAGGCCAAGGCGCCUGGAGCCAACCCCCAGUCUGCGACGAGAUCAACGAGUGUCUGUCUCAGCCGUGUCUAAACGGAGGAACCUGUAAGGACAGGGUGGCUUCCUUCCUGUGUGAGUGUGACGAGGGCUUCAGUGGAAACCGCUGCCAGACAGAUGGGGACGAGUGUCUGUCAGAGCCCUGCAAACACGGAGGAACAUGUGAGGACCAACCGGGAUCCUACUACUGCCACUGCCAGCAGGGCUUCAUGGGCCAAGACUGUGAAAUAGAACAGGACGGCUGUGAGUCCAACCCCUGUCUGAAUGGGGGUGUAUGCCGGGGCUACAGGAGGAACCACCUAUGUGUCUGUAAAGAAGGCUUCUUUGGGGAGCGCUGCCAGUCUUUGGAGAAUCCUUGUGUACUGCAGCCAUGUGGCAACAGAGGACUCUGCCGUAGCGACCGAAGGGGGAACUACAGCUGCACUUGCCGGGUAGGACACACAGGCAAGGACUGUGAGAGAGACCUGUUGCCCCCAUCUGGUCUCCAUGUUUUACGGGUGGAGGAGGACAAUGUGGAGCUGCGCUGGGACCUGCCAGAUACCUCCUCCCAGAACCUGAUCAGUGGCUUCGCUGUGACCUAUGCACCCCUGGGUCUAGCGGGCCGGGCAAGUGGGACCAGAAAGACAGACUUCCUGGAUAAGAAGCAGUCGACCUAUCAGCUGCGUGGACUGGUGCCAGGACUGCUCUACAACAUCUCCACCUUCUCUGUGAAACGGAACAUCAACAGCACCGACGUUAGCCAACCCGCCCUUGCCCUCAUACGCACCAGGCCGCCUCGGGUGGAGCAGCUCCGCGUCGUCAACGUGUCGUCCUCGCAGGUGUGGCUGCGCUGGCUGGUCCAGGCCGCUCGGCACGCAGCGGUCAGCCAGGUGCGCCUCUCCCUGGUCCCCUCGGACAGCGGCGGGGCUCGCACCGCCCUGCUCAACGCCAGCACUACGGAGUACGCCUUCAGCUCCCUGUUCCCCGGUCAGAUGUACACGCUGGAUGUUCUGACCCAGAGCGGGAUGAGACCCGAUGAGCUGCCCUCCACCAGUCACUCAGCCGGACCGCUGCACAUCUGGACCAGGCCCCUCCCCCCUCAGAACCUGUCCCUGGCCCAAGUGACCUCCAACUCCGCCCGGGUGACGUGGGACCACCACCCGCGCAGCCCGCCGGACGGCUUCGUGGUGAACGUGACGCGGGGCCUGAGCACAAGGAGCCGUUUCCUUGCCGACGGGAAGCUCGGUGGGUACACCCUGAGGGAGCUGGCGCCGGGGCAACACUACCACGUGGCCCUGACGGCCGUGGUGAACGCCGGCACGGAGCAGCUCCACAGCGUGCCACAGCACCUGGCCUUCACCACGCUGCCAAUGCGGGAGCGAUGGGGGGGGAGGACCAGGGAGAGACCAUCAGCUGGGGCACAGGGCACUCCUGUCAGUCGUACCCUGGCCCCGCCUGAAACCCAGGACCUGGGAGUGGCUACAGACAGAGAGCACUCUGAAGAGAUGCCCAGAUACACAGAGCUGAUUGACGGACGAGGGAGGAUAACAGCCAAGUUCACCAACUUGCCCCGGAAGGCCAUCAGACACCGCAUGAAGCCUGAGCCUCCAACCAAGGUAGAAAGGAUGGAGGAGACCACCAAUAAGAUCAGCCUGGCCCUGGAGAUCCAGAGGCGGGAGGAGGAGGAGGACGUGUCCAGGAGGAAACCUGAGUCGUCCCGGGACUGCCGGAGUCUGCCGUGCCUGAACGGGGGUACGUGCGCGAAGGGGGGUGACUCGUACAUCUGCGACUGCGCUGCUGGGUUCAAGGGCAGACAGUGUGAGCUGUUCUGCCAGAGAGUACCGCACCCCUGCACCCGACUCUACUCGGAAACAAAGAGCGUGCCCGUCUGGGUGGGCGAGGUGUGCCAUUACCAGUAUAAAAGGACGUAUAAAGUGCAGCAGGAUGUUUGCUAUCGGGAGAUCUGUGGACCUCCGCUGCUGCCCAAGAAAAGUCCCAACAGAAGAUCUAGCAGACAACAGUGAUGAAAGGUGAUCUUGGAUGACCCGUGUUGCCCAGAGAUUGGCCUGUCGUAGCCCCAGCUUGAGUGAGAAGGAGGGGGUAUUCAAGCUAACAACUGGAACAUUACUGGUCCCCCUACCACCAAUGGGAUUUGGGCCCAAACUCAUCAAUAAUUGCAAAACUUUUUGUAAUGUUUGUACUGAAUUUUCAAUCAUGAUGAAUGACAAAUGUAUCCUAAACAGUCUGACCCAGUGUACAGUGAGAACCGUAUACAUACCUCAUGUGUCAAGUUAGCAGUUUUGUCCCUCAGCUCAGGGAAAUCUGUAUCGUAGGAUUGUUCGUGUUAACACAAGCAAGCAAAACCCUCUCUAAACUCUGUUUCGUAGGAUUGUUCGUGUUAACACAAGCAAGCAACCCCUCUCUAAACUCUGUAUCGUAGGAUUGUUUGUGUUAAUACAAGCAAGCAGCCCCUCCAUAAAAUCUGUAUGGAUUGAUUAACCACUGUCUUUCAGUGUCCCAACAAUUAAACGGUUCUGAGCCGAAGAACAUGUUCAACAAUCAGUACUGGAAAAUAACUGUCUGUGUUAAUCUCUUGACUCCAAACAAACGUCACUGCUAGCUAUCGUGUAAAUAGUGUUUAUAGGCUGUUUUGUAGGUGAAUAUUUUA